AUGGGGAAGAUCAAUCGCGUUCCAGGGCAGCGCCUCAUCUCGUCUAUAAAGUCACUCCGCGGACCUGAAAAGAAUCCGAGCUUCCAUCUUGCAGUAAUACCCGAUGCCCUGACGCUUCGUAGCUUGUUGACGCACAUAUGGAGGCUGUUUGAGCUCACGGGGUAUGGGAACCAGCCCUGCCAAGCUUGCUCAAUCGCCAAGGGUAAUGACAUGAGAGGGGUGCAGGUGUCCGUAAAAAAGGAUGCUUGGACCAAUCUGCAUUUCCAUGGAACAUUCGCUCCGUCCAACUAUCGACAAGGUGAUAAGGUGGCACUGUUCAAGGCAUGGUCGAUACAACGGCUGGAGGGCCCAGAUAGCUUGUGGCUUACGACAGCGACCGCAUGUAUGCGCAUGACUUCUGCAAGCCAUGAGCAACCCUGCCAGGUUCCACACAUAGACACAGUUCGCGAGGGCGUCGACGACGAGAUAUUUUGGACUUGGGACGAACGAACGGACCAGGGGGCUGGUUUCGCAUGGUCUCUCCAUGCACUUGACAGCUUGCAGAGCUCCACUCUCUCAAAAGCAGCGCGAGUCCCUGGGAGUGACAAGCGCGCUGAGCUAUCACCAAUCCGGCACCUCUUUGUCCGCGUUCAGACGACCAAGUGA
Molecule: messenger RNA, 645 nt
Organism: Plenodomus lingam JN3
Lineage: Eukaryota; Fungi; Ascomycota; Dothideomycetes; Pleosporales; Leptosphaeriaceae
Source: RefSeq, a predicted model, not a curated record